CACACACACACACACGCGCGCGCGCGCCUCCAGCUACUAUCAACACGCGCGCGCGUUUCGGCAGCCUUCACUUCUGACUGAGUGACUGUCACGCGGAAUUGCUGUUUACCUGUGCCUUUAACGCCAUACGAACAUAAAAUGAAAGCAUAUCUGAAGUGCUAUUCCAUUCCAUAAUGUGUGAGGCUGCAGUGGGAGCCUAUGUUGGACGCGGAACCCACUGAAAAAAGUGGUUACGUCACACCCGCCUGACCAAACGAGUGACAAGCGCAACUCCCAAACCAGCCUGGGUUGCCAGAUUUGGCCAUGACGGAGGAGGCAGAAGUGAGGGUGUAGCUGUUGCAGUGGAGCAAGAUAUCGCAAACACCGUCCUUUACUCCCACAGAUCAGAUGAUGGGUGAAGCUGAAGAUGAGAGGAACCAGACAGCACGGCUGUUUGAGAACUUUGUCCAGGCCACAGACUGUAAAAGCACCCUGCAGGCCUUCAAUAUUUUGUGCGGUUCCCUGGAGCUGGACCCUCUGGAUCACAGCAGCUUCUACAGCGGCCUGAAGAGCUCGCUGACCUGCUGGAAAGCCAAAGCUCUGUGGAGUAAACUGGACAAGAGAGCCAGCCAUAAAGAGUACAAGAGGGGCAAAGCAUGUGAGGGCAUUAAGUGCUUGAUUAUUGGAGGAGGACCCUGCGGCUUGCGGACGGCCAUCGAGCUAGCUUUUCUCGGAGCCAAAGUGGUGGUGAUAGAGAAGAGAGACACGUUCUCCAGAAACAACGUCCUGCAUCUCUGGCCCUACACCAUUCAUGACCUCAGGGCUUUGGGAGCCAAAAAGUUCUAUGGGAAGUUCUGCGCUGGAGCGAUUGACCAUAUCAGCAUUCGACAGCUCCAGCUCAUGCUCCUGAAGAUCGCUCUGCUUCUCGGUGUGGAGUUUCAUGUUAAUGUGGAGUUCGUCAAGCUGGCCGAGCCUCCAGAGGACCAGGAGAAUGAAGGGCCGGGCUGGAGGGCAGAGAUUCGGCCUGCCGAUCACCCAGUGGCCGACUUCGACUUUGAUGUGGUGGUGGGAGCUGAUGGAAGAAGAAAUUCUUUAGAAGGGUUCAGGCGGAAGGAGUUUCGUGGCAAACUAGCCAUCGCCAUUACGGCAAACUUUACCAACAGAAACACCACCGCUGAGGCGAAGGUGGAGGAGAUAAGCGGAGUCGCCUUCAUCUUCAACCAAAAAUUCUUUCAGGAUCUCAGACAGGAAACCGGGAUUGAUCUAGAGAACAUCGUUUACUACAAAGACAACACACACUACUUUGUCAUGACAGCUAAGAAGCAAAGUCUGCUGGACAAGGGCGUCAUCAUUCAUGAUUAUAUCGACACUGAGGCACUGCUGAACAGUGAGAAUGUAAACCAAGAGGCUUUGCUGGUGUACGCACGAGAGGCAGCAGACUACGCCACACAUUACCAGCUGCCCACACUGGACUAUGCUGUGAACCACUGCGCACAGCCGGACGUGGCCAUGUUCGACUUCACCAGCAUGUACGCGUCUGAAAACGCCGCUCUGGUCAGGGAGAGGUUUGGUCAUAGUGUGCUGGUGGCUCUAGUGGGAGACAGUCUUUUAGAGCCCUUCUGGCCAAUGGGGACAGGCUGUGCUCGAGGCUUCUUAGCAGCUUUUGACACAGCUUGGAUGGUGAAAAGUUGGGCUCAGGGCAGAAAUCCACUGGAAGUGCUGGCAGAGAGGGAGAGUCUGUACCGAUUGCUACCUCAGACAACACCAGAAAACAUUGCUAAAAACUUUGAUUUGUACACCAUAGAUCCUGGAACUAGAUAUCCAAACCUGAAUUCAAACUGUGUGCGGCCACAUCAGGUCCGCAACAAUUAUAUCUGUGGCGAGAUGAAGCUGUGCUCUCUGGAACGAGCCGCCACCAUACGGCGUCCUGUCAACUUGGCUAGGCGAGAGUCUGAGAUCAGACCGAGUCGGUUGCUGACGUGGUGUCAGAAGCAGACGGAGGGCUACAGGGAUGUAAAUGUGACUGACCUCACUUCCUGCUGGAGCAGUGGCCUGGCUCUCUGUGCGCUCAUCCACCACUUCAGACCGCAGCUCAUCGAUUACGAUUCUCUGAAUGAGCAAGACUGUGCCAGAAACCUUCAGCUGGCAUUUGAUGUGGCCGAGAAGGAGUUUGGCAUUAAACCGUUCAUCACAGGGAAAGAACUCGCCUCGGGUCAGGAGCCGGACAAAUCCAGCAUGAGCAUCUACCUCUCCAAAUUCUACGAGCUCUUCCGUGGAACACCUCUACCUCCUUCAGAUUCAAAGCGAGAUGGCGAUGCAAAUAAUGAAAAAUGGCCAUCAGGCUCUCCCAAACCUGUUUACAAAUCACUGAGUUUACAGCCCCGUAAACGCAUACCAAAGAAUGAUAAAAAGGUUGAAGACUCUGACGCCAUAUCUAAGAGAAGGCGGAAAUUGAAUUACUUGGAAGAGACAACCAAAUCCUACAAUCAGAGCUCUUCUGCAUCCAGCGAGGGGAGGGAACUCAAGGAAAACAAGGUCAAGUUCAUGGCCACUCAGCUUCUAGCCAAAUUUGAAGACAGUACAGCAAGCUGCUCUCUUCGCAGACAGUCUGACUGUAAUGGUGAGAGGCCUCCUAGACCUCCAUCGCUUGAUAUGACUGAUAGUUCCUUCUUUAAUAUUAUCAAGAAGAAGGUUCCUCCGCCGCCACCUCCUAAAAAACAGUUUCCAUCCAUUGCCCGUGUGCAACACAGCGAUGAGUCUUCACAUCCUCUGUUCCUCUCGCUUCAUUCCAGUCCUCUGAAUCCACGGAGGAAACCACUUCACCCGUCACACACACACACACAUGCUCACCCGCCUCACACAGAGCCAGACACAGAGAGCUCAGGAAGCCGCACAGCAGUGCUGGCUGUGACCGCGAUGCUCCAGCGCCUCCAGAGGGUGGAAGAAGAGAUCAGCCAGAGGAAAGCCCAGACUCAAAAGGCCAGGGAGUUUCACAAAAAAAGCAUAAAGGAGAAGGCUGUGCAUUUGAGCGCUCUGUUCUCUGGCGAGGCCUCCGCUCCUGAUCAGAUGGAUAGAUCUCAGACUGGGCUGUUAGACACGCAGCUUCAUGAAGAGAAGAGACAAUCAGCGAAGCGCUUACAGGCUCACACUUCUUCUGUCCAUCUCCCUUCUCCCAAACCCCUGACCACCACUUUAAAUCGUCUCCCACAAUGCACUGCUUCAUCCUGUCCUCCUCUCUUUUCUUCCUGUCCAUCUUUUCCAAUCCAGCAGGUGUUUAAACCCAAACCGUUACAUGAGCAGCAUUUAAAACAGGCCAAAACAGUGAACUCGUCGCAUCUGUUAAGCAGUCACGGAACGUCUCAUUUUAGCAAAACUGAGAUCCCUCAGUCCGAGGACAACACAAACGUUAGAGUCUAUGAUAAGACCAGUUCUUCCACUGUCCAUCCUCAUUCUAACUCCAUAAUAUUUCACCCCAUCCCAGAACGCACUGCUCCUCUUCAUCUUUCCUUUUCCUUCUUUUCUGCUUUCUCAGUAAGUAAAUCAAAGUCUGAAACACGCAAUGGCAUAAAUAUGCAAAGAGAAUCAGAAAGUAGCUCUCAAAUGUCUGACAGCAGCAGUAGCACAUCAUCCUUUACUGUAAGAAAACAAGCAGACGUUCCUCAAUCUAAUGGAGACUUGAGUGCUACUAAACAGCGCACCGUAGGCAAAGUGUCUCUGGUAGUGGGUGCUAGAGCCGACGCUCUGGUUACCCUGUAUGAAAAUGAUCAUAGACCACAGACAAGCAGCUCUGGCACUCCGCCUUCCAUAAAGAGAGAGUUUCCUCAGAGUGUGGCCGAUGUGUGUCAUGCCUGUAAGAAGCGUGUGUUUGUGGUGGAGCGACUCAGCGCAGAAGGAUUUCACUUCCACAGGGAGUGUUUCCGCUGUGAGACCUGCAGAGCUCCACUGCGUCAGGGAGGACAUUGCUUCCAUUCUGAGGAAGGAAAGUUGUACUGCAAACUCCACUUUGCUCAAAGGAAACCCUUAGUGAAGAAUGGGAGAACAGAAACUCUACAUACGACGUGUAAUGACGGCUCUCACCGAGGCUCAAGCUGGACUCCAGAGAGCCGUGAGGAUCAUCUCCAGGCCGAGUCCACAGAGAUGGCUUGCAUUUCAGAAACCCUCACACAAUCGCUUUCGUGCCCCCAUGAAAGCAGGCCGUUACUGCAGUAAAUGGUCUUUUUGUUAGUAGCACCUUUUUCGGACAUGUUGUAAAACUGUUUGAAGAUUUUAAUGAUCAUUUUUGCUGUAUAGUUUUCAGACAAAACAUGUGUUGUUGCCUUAUUUAUGUUAUAUAAGCCAUACUCAUGCAAUAAAAGAAAGAUCAAGGUUCUUGUCA
Molecule: messenger RNA, 4354 nt
Organism: Danio aesculapii
Lineage: Eukaryota; Metazoa; Chordata; Actinopteri; Cypriniformes; Danionidae
Gene: mical2a
Product: microtubule associated monooxygenase, calponin and LIM domain containing 2a
Exons: 32
Coding region: 388-4188 (1266 amino acids)
Molecular function (GO): FAD binding; protein binding
Source: RefSeq, a predicted model, not a curated record